This is a messenger RNA of Toxorhynchites rutilus septentrionalis, 1165 nucleotides long. Its product is annotated as leukocyte receptor cluster member 1 homolog. The record is from RefSeq and is a predicted model, not a curated record. NCBI's taxonomy places the organism in Eukaryota, Metazoa, Arthropoda, Insecta, Diptera, Culicidae. The transcript is spliced from 2 exons. Bases 103 to 1104 code for a protein of 333 amino acids.
UGACCACCCUAUGCAUCUUUAACUCCGACAAUAUGUCAGCAUUGACAGUUUCUUAUUUGUAAACAAACAAAAACAAAACAGAACCAUCUCAAUCAAACAAUCAUGAAUAUUUUGCCAAAGAAAAGUUGGCAUGUUCGCAACAAGGACAACAUUGCUCGCGUUCGUCGCGAUGAAGCCAAAGCGGCAGAGGAGGAAAAGGAACGUCAGCGGAGGAUUGCGCUAGCCGAUCAGGAAGCAAAAAUCAACUUUCUCCGUCAAAAGGCACGUGCCGGCAAGUCCGAAUCAGCCCCAGAAGUAGAGCCCGAUGAAACAACGAAACGAAUUGAAGGGAAAGAACACGUAAAUUUUUUCGAAGACCUAGAGGCUGGCAGAUGUGAUGGGGUGAAACGGAAAAACAAGGAGCAUGAACAGGAGAAAAAGGAAGAACAAGAGAAAUAUGAGAAACAGGUUGGAUAUCUCACAUACUUGGGUCAGGACACUAACGAGGCGCUAGGUAAACGUGAUUGGUAUGAUGUGGCUCCCAAGAGAGACGAUACACUGGAUAAGGAUGGUAAACGGGUUGAAGUUGGUUUGAAGACAAAAAUUUACCAUGAUCCAUUGAAUGUUAUUCGUCGUUACCUGCCGGAAGAGGCAUCGCUUCCUUCAAGUUCGAGCCUCGCGGCCAAAACGGAGCAUGAAGCUUCAGUUUCCAAAAAUUCUGUUUAUCAGUCAUUAACGGGUACAAAGUCGAAUAGAAAAAGGAAACGCAGUGAGAGUAGCUCAAGCGAGAGCAUCAAUGCACCGAAGCGUAAAAAGAAGAAAAAACACCAUAAGAAGCGUGGUAAAAAAGACAAAAAGAAACGUAGGAAACGAAAAAAAUCAAUCAGUUCAAACGAAUCACCAGAUGAAAGUGAAAAACAAGAGAAAAAAGCAAAAUUGGAUAUGCUUCGAAAGGAGAGGUUAGCCCGGGAGCAAGAAGAAAAGGCCCGAACGGAGAAAUUACUAGCGAAAAUUAGAGGAGAUCCAGAACCGAAACCGAAGACAGCGGUCGUUCCUGUAACGGUAAUUAAGCAAAAAUAUAACUCCCAGUUCAAUCCAGAGCUAGCAAAGCAAAACUAUGAAUGAAUAAGUUGAUUCAAAAGGUAAAAAUGUUCCUUUGAAAAGAAAUAACGAAACAGUUUUUAGU